Messenger RNA from Cylicostephanus goldi, 342 nucleotides. NCBI's taxonomy places the organism in Eukaryota, Metazoa, Nematoda, Chromadorea, Rhabditida, Strongylidae. The record is from the annotation of a GenBank genome assembly.
AUGGAUUUGGAUGCGCGCAUCAAGGCGUACCGUUUCGUCGCCUAUGCGUCGGUUACCUUCUCUGUGGUGGCUGUUGUCUCCGUAUUUAUCACCCUGCCCAUGGUGUAUAACUAUGUGCACCAUGUAAAGCGACAGGUUCACAAUGAGGUCAAUAUCUGCAAGGGCUCGGCUAAAGACAUCUGGACAGAAGUACAUUCUCUCAAAGACGUGCCUGUCGCUAACAGAACAGCUCGUCAAACCUACAGAGAAGGAGCUGUUGGAGGCGGUGGUGGUGCAAAUUACGGAGGCAGCAGUGGUGGCGGCGGUGGUGCACAUUACGGAGGCGGUGGUGGUGGCGGAGGC